GACUAAACCCUUCCUUUGUUGUUUUUCGCUUUUUCCUUUUCAACGAUAUUUCUGUUUUCCAACCAAACACAAAUUACACAACCAAAUAAUAAAACCAUGAGCCGAAAAAGAGACAAACCCUACAACUCCCGCCAUAUUCCAUACUCCUACCCUAAACGCCGCCGCCCUAUUCCACCGCCACCUCCUGUCGUCGAACCACCCAAACAAAAACCAACCCCACCACCCGCUUUGGUCGUCAUUGGGCUCCCUUUGGGCUGCUCGGUUUUGGACCUCAAAUCCAGGUUCGAAAUCUAUGGGCCCAUUUCUCGGAUCCGGAUUGACCCACAAGGUGUUGGGUUCAUUUCUUACCGAUCUAAAUCCGCCGCUGAUUCCGCCAUCUCCGCCUCCGUUGAUCCCUCCUUCGGCAUCUCCAUUGACUCCCACCCUGUUCAAGUGAUGUGGGCUAGUGAAAUGAAUGGAGAGGCAGGAGUUGAGGAGGAAAGUGAGAGAAAGAAUUUAAACACGAGUCCGAAUGCGAAUACGUCGAAGCUGUUGAGGGGGGAGGCGCCACUAAGUAGACAUGGGAAGGGGAAUAGGUUGAGUUCAGCCAUUGUUAAUCCCAAUAUCAAUACCAAUACGAAUACCAGUAGUAGUACUAGUUCUGUGUUGGAUGCUCCAUUUAAGGAUAGGGAAAUUAUUGCUUAUGAUGAUUUAUUUUAGUAAUAGUUUAUGUAUAUUAUUUGAAUUAAAUAGAUUUUGUUGGGCUUUGCUUUGCCCUCAUUCAAUUCUUGAGUAAGAUUAGCAAUUUUUUUAGGUGUUUUUUGCUGCUGCUGUUUUUUUAGUAUCUCUGGUUUUCUGAACUCUGAAGUAUUUGAUGUAAUUUACUGAUGUCAUGUAAUUAUGGGAUGAUUUUACUCGUUUGAAAAACAAAAACUAUAAGCUUAACUAUUUGGCAA
This is a messenger RNA of Chenopodium quinoa (quinoa), 935 nucleotides long. RefSeq lists its product as uncharacterized. The record is from RefSeq and is a predicted model, not a curated record. The transcript has 2 exons. Lineage: Eukaryota; Viridiplantae; Streptophyta; Magnoliopsida; Caryophyllales; Amaranthaceae. Gene Ontology annotation, molecular function: mRNA binding. Bases 97 to 699 code for a protein of 200 amino acids.